Psilocybe cubensis is the source of this 627-nucleotide messenger RNA. RefSeq lists its product as uncharacterized. The record is from RefSeq and is a predicted model, not a curated record. The transcript is spliced from 5 exons. Lineage: Eukaryota; Fungi; Basidiomycota; Agaricomycetes; Agaricales; Agrocybaceae. The coding region runs from base 1 to 627 and encodes 208 amino acids.
AUGGUCACAUACAACGAAUGGGACACAUCCCUGACGGAAAGAGUCACCAAACUGAAUGCUUCAAUAGCAAGCCGGAUAUUUGAAGUGGGAGGCUCGCAUACACUAAUCAUCUUCGAGAUUGGAUCCGUUUUUGGAGACAACGAAAUGCGGGAAUUGAUGGAGAUCGCUGGUUCAGGCGGAGGUGACAGGGAUGCGGUCCUAUAUAACGCCAAACCUGGUUUAUGGUCUGUGGUGGAAGGCACCGCUGGCACCGACGAAGCCCCGUUCUGCGCAACGUGGGUUUCGGACGGGCAUAUUGACUACGACUCGUUGCCUCAAGAACCCCUCGUCUUCCCAUUGAAUCUGGAUGGUAUAGAGUGGAGAAAGGUGCACGAAGAGUAUUUUAAUUCGACGAUUGGGUGUGUUCUGGCUCUUGAAGUCGUACAAGAGUUUGAAGAGGUGGGCAUUGGCAAUGCCUUGAGUGCAUUUGCGGAUCUGGGUGGUGUCGUUCCUGGAGGGUUUAUUUUUGGCCCACAUGAAAGCGGACAUGAGGUGUAUGUCCGUGUAUACAGGGAUCAAGUGGUUCAAAUCAAGACUGCCGGCAGAGACAAAUCAGCAGCGGACAAGCGCGGUGCAGGUGUGAAGUAG